Molecule: messenger RNA, 3186 nt
Organism: Linum trigynum
Lineage: Eukaryota; Viridiplantae; Streptophyta; Magnoliopsida; Malpighiales; Linaceae
Source: the annotation of a GenBank genome assembly
CAUCUUGGAGUCAUCUAGUUAUCGGUGAGAAGGCGAGGAGUGAAGCAUAUAUGAUCUCAUCUUUCUUCCUCUCAAACAUAAUCAUCAUCUGUAUCAUUGACUCUUUCAAAAUAAAAUAGAAGUCAAUCUUACAAUAAUAAAAAAGAAACUUGAAAUUUAGGAGCAAAAAGAACUAGGGGUGGAAAGUCAAUCGUACACUUUUAACCUUUCCUUAAGCAAAUAAAUAACACUUUGAUUAAAGAAAGAAAAUCACUAUUCAACGAGAGAAAUAAUUCUUCAUCGACAUUUUGGAGUCGUAAUCGUCUAUAGUACAUCCGAAUCAUAAUUAAUGACUCCAAUAAAGUUCCUUAAAAAACGUUAACCAAAAGUGAUAUUCGGAUGCAGCAUGGACCGCCACAAAUUGUCAUAGGUAUGAGUAACCAUAAACCAACCACAAAUGGGUUUUGGUUGCACCAUGGGUAUGAGUAAAAUUUGAACCCAAAUAUAUUUUUUAUGGCUUGAAUCAAAAUAUUGCGGAUGGUGGAUGGACAUAGUUUUCUAACUAUCCAACUCGAUCCUGCCCAAAUAUACACAUGUGUAUGUAUUUUAUUUAAAAAUAUUAUUAUUUUUCUCAACAUAUUCUAUAUUUAUCAUACAUAUAUAAUAUUUCAUGAAUCGUGUUGUUUUUAAUUAAUUUAUUCAUUUUAAUAAUCUAGUGUUGUAAUUUGUCACUUAUGUAAUGUCACUAUAUGUGUGACACAUAUGUUAACAUAUUAGUUGAAAUUGAGAAAAAUAAAUUAUUAUCCAUGGUCCCAUGGAUAACCGUGGAUUUUCGAAACCCGACUAAGUAUGGAUAUGGUUUGAUAUUCUACUAGAUUCUUAAAUAGGUGUGCGUAGGGGUGUGCAAUGGUCUGGUCAAUACAGGAUCGCGCCGGACCAAACCGAUGUUUGGCCGGACUGAACCGUAGCGAACUGAGUAUAAUGCGCUCCGGUACUUGGUCCUAUGAAUUUUAUGAUUACUGAAGAAAAAAUGGAUUAAAUUGAUAUUCGAACCGAAAACAAACAAAAUGGGCCGAAUGCAAUGAUGGUCUGGUCCUUGGUGCUAAGAUGUCUUUCACUAUAGGACCACAAUUCUCAUGAAUUUGAUCUGAUCCGGACUGAACCAAAACGGUUGCACACCCCUAAAUGUGAUUAUGAAUAAAACCUGAACUAUUUUCAGGUAGGGUAAUGGAGAUCCACUAUCCAACUCAACAUGUUGCUAUCCCUAAUUAGUAAUUACCAUCGCACCCAAGGUUUUCAACUUGGUUUAGCCCGUUGACCCGAUCAAGCAAGUGGGUUGAGGGUUAAUGGUCUGACCGCUUUAGCCCGAAUAUAUGAAAAUUCAUUCGUGUAUGUAUAAAUUAUAUCAAAUUGCAUGAAAUAUAUGAGUAAUAACAUAUAACAUUACACCAAAAUAACAAGUCACACUUGGAUCAAACAUAUAGUGAAAAUACAUACAUUAAUGUAACUUCAAUAUUCAAAUGUCCAAUUUAGAAUUUCAAAAAUAGGGUUAGACGAAGAGGAAAACCAGAAAAAGUAUGAAUUUCGCAAACAAAAGAAAAGAAGGACAUUGUGUGACAUAUAACAUGAUAAUCUUCUUGCAGCGGGUCGGUCCGAAGAAUGUAUAAGGCCCCUCCCCCUUCUUUUAUCGGUUAGAGUCAAAAUAGGUCAACGAGUGACUCAACCCGCACCCAUAACUCAUAAGUCUUACUAACAUAUGACGGUCCCUAUAAAAAGAGCGGCAGAAUGUAAAUAUUAUGUGAAAAGGAGCAGCUUCAGGGCGGUUCCCUUUCUCUCUGCAUCCAGAGACUGAGACUGAAAAGGGGAAUUCGAGGUGAGGCGAGGCGACGACGAAGAGAGCAACGUCGCCGCUGAUCGUGGUUCGGUUAGCAUUCUCCCAACUUCUACAUCCUUCUCCUCUCCGGCAUUUUUCUCAUCUUCUUGUCCUGAUCUUGCUUUUCUCUCUGCAUCCAGGGACUGACAAGGGGCAUUCGAGGCGAGGCGAGGCAACGAAGAAAAGAGCGACGUCGCCGCUGAUCGAGGUCGGUAAGCAUGCUCCCAAACCUCUAGUAUCUUCGCAUCUCAGGCAUUUCCCUAUUGUUCUCACGAUUUCCUGAUCUUGCUAGCAGAUUCUUUGCUAUAGUGAGCUGAUUCCUUCCUGCUCGGUUAGUUUCGGCCUUAAUCUCUGCGAGCGAUACGGUACGUCGUUCGUCGCCAUCUUCCGCUUAGUGUUGUUCCGAUCGCAUUUGCUUGUGUCUUCUAGUAGAGUUACUUUCCCUGAAUCUUGAUGCAAAAGAACUAGGAAAUCGUUAGAUGAAUGAGAAAUAGGGGAGAUGGAGAGUAGAUUCCUUCUUCCGCUUAGUGUUUGUUGUUCCGAUCGCAUUUGCUUAUGUCUUCUAGUAGAGUUAGUUUCCCUGAAUCUUGAUGCAAAAGAACUAGGAAAUCGUUAUAUGAAUGAGAAACAGGGGAGUUGAGUUUGUGAUUAGGUUGUUUAUUGAUUAGGUUUGGAUUGACAGUAGAAAUCAGUAUUAGCAUGAUCUCAAUGUGUGUUUAGAAUUAGGAUUGGGAGAGCCUUGCCCUAACCAACGGAUGGUGAAAUUUUGCUGAAUUGGCAGAUGGUUGGUUAUCAGGGUAAUUCUACCGUUUCCUUGAGGGCUUUUGCCGAUGUCUAUAAAGAGUACAAACUGAAUGUGGCUGAUAACAUCUGGAGGGAGAAGACACAGCAAGCAGCCGAGGCAUGUUUUGCCAAUAGCACGAUUUUGCUUGCUUCCGUGGAGGAUGCACAGACGGCCAAAAAGUUGACCGAGUUUAUGGUGGAGGGCGAGAAGAGUUGUGGUUUCCGUCUGUCCUCGAGGCUGCCCGAGAAGGAGAAGAUGGAUGUUAAAGAGGCCGCCAUAAAGAUGAAUCUUUCGGUUGGCGAAUGAUGGUAGGUGAGUGAUUCAGGCAUGUCAGAAACUAAGGCAGAAUUUUGAGGGAAAAGUGGAAAGGAAAGGCGGCAGCCAAGCUAUAGACACGUAUUGGAUGUAUAAAUACAGAUAGACAUAACAAUUCGUUGGGAGAUGAUUAGGUAUUCACGGUUUUAAUUCUAGGGUAUUAUCUAGUUUACUGCUGCUCUAUGUUCUUGUGUUUGGUGACAGCAAAUGUCAGCAAUUAACGAUUCUUAGUCUC